Exophiala dermatitidis NIH/UT8656 is the source of this 4952-nucleotide messenger RNA. RefSeq lists its product as uncharacterized. The transcript is spliced from 4 exons. NCBI's taxonomy places the organism in Eukaryota, Fungi, Ascomycota, Eurotiomycetes, Chaetothyriales, Herpotrichiellaceae. The coding region runs from base 116 to 493 and encodes 125 amino acids. The record is from RefSeq and is a predicted model, not a curated record.
GGAGCCGUGACAGAAAUCCUUCUAAGAAAUUUUUUUUAUUUUUCUUCACCCUGAACGAUGCAGCCGAUGAUCUGAUGCCGGCGUGGCUUGUCUGUGUAGAUUUUGCCAUUUCUGGAUGGGGCCGGGUGAGGUCAUUCUUCACUUGUGGUUAGGCUCCUUAGGCACUGCCGCCGGGGAUGGCACCUUUUUGGCUGCGGCCUAUCACCGCUUAUAUCCUUUCACACACGCCCAUCCACAGACACCACCGGCACCCCAGGCCCCAUGCUCUCAGGCUCUCGCUGCCUCUUCCAAUGCCUCACAAUUGGCCUGGACCAUCUACCCAUCACUAUUCCACUUGACCCAGCGAACGCGUGCCUUCAAGCCGCGAAUAUUUCUUGACCACCGCUGCCUACGUAAAACGCACUCGCCUUCAAACGGCCCCUGCAGUGGUGCACCGCCUCCUCGAGAUCAGAAGUCCAAAAGUCACGCCCCUGCAGCCCCUUUCUGCCACUAGGAACCCCGGAACCCAAGCCAGUUUCUAUCUUUAGCCAUCGGCAAACCGAGCGCCCCUACGCCUUUCUGGCCUCCCUGGCCUCCUGAGCUCUAAUCCAGGUCGAGCGUAGCCUGGCAGACGGUCCGACGUCUUUUCGCCUCCCGAAGCCCCCGGCGUCACGCUUUACUCGAACCUCGAAGGCGCCUAAUAUGGCUGAUGGAGAUGGGGAGACGCGCCAACGUCACAAAGACGUCGGUGCAUACCUUACCGGGCCACUCAUCGUGAUUCUUGACUGACUCGCGCAAAAAGAGAAGACAACAACACGUCCUGUGCCGUUCAAUUUUCAUCACUCUUUGGGCGGCCUUUGGCGUUCAUGUUGUAAACAACAGUGACGCGUGAAGCUUGAAACCAUCACGCCAAUUCUGGCGUUGUUUGUUUUGCCUUGCGUUCUGCCGCCGUCAAUCUCUUCCUCAAGGAGUACCUACCUAGGUAGGUGCCAUCCCUCGGUUGCAUAUCGCUGCAUCCUUCUUCCGCAGUUGAUAGCAUACAACAUUGUGCAUAAUUUUUCUUGCCACUGAACACAGCCACGGCUACGAUAAUAAUGGGAUCUACUAUGUAUGAACCAUCCACCUAGGUGCCAUCUUCCAACCCGUUCGCUUAGGGAUAGGAAAUGCGGCUUUGAAGCUUCAAGGCCCGCGGUCUUCCCUCUUCGAACAAGUGCUGAAACUUGGUACUGAACCCCUUAAUGGCCAUCCUGGUGACAGCAUAUCCAGGCUCCUUCAGGCUGUGCACACUGGCUGUGGGCCAGGAAUAAGAAAGGUCUUGUACUAGACUGUCGACCACAAAUGCUUACUAGGCACGCUUUCGGAUAGCAGUCCGGGGUAACAUCCCACUGCUAUAAGCCGUCAUCAGCCGACAUCUUUGUUCAAGCGCUAGCUGCACCAAAGGCAGCAGCAGUGGAUCUGCGUUGUACAGCAGGCUGAUGCGAAAAUAACAUACCUCGAGGGUUGUGUGCGGAGAUACUUCAGAGCCUCAACCACAGUACGAAGGUCGUUUCAUGAAAACAUCAUUUCUUGUAUAGUCUCGCAUCAUCAUAUUCGAGAUCCAGUGGUGCCAGGUCCACUAAAUCAUUCUGCAGACGGCUUCCUUCGGGCAUUUCUGCUGCCCACUCCAGGUGGCUCUCCGGUCCAUGCCGGGUCCUACACUCCACUACUCCCUUACAUCCUGCUUACCAUUGUGCAGUGAAGGUGUAACAUGUGUCAAUUCUGGAGCAAGAAUGCAGGUGGUCAAGGUGAAAUAAUUUCCGUGUAUUCGCUAUCGCCACUUAAAGUUUACAAGUUGCUGUCUGGAACAAGGAAGGCAUUUGGUCGGCUUCGAGUUUGACCAUCUCUCCUGACCUUCAGACGCGUUUGUUUUCGGUCUUUAACGCCGAGGAUAACAUUUGCACAAUAAUAUCGAUUGCUAAUCCAGUGGCCAUGAUGUCAGUUGACGAGCCGCUUUUCGUCGGCAAACAGCACUUGUUCUUUAAUGAGACGUGGGCAUCUUGAGCACAAUUCUUUUGACAGGCAGCAGAGCACGGAAAAAUGGGCUUUAAUCAGCAACGGUAUAACUCCAGAUAUGAGGCUGUGAAAGCAUUAAGUGCGUUAGCAUCUCUUGGUGUGGUCAGGGCUGUAUUUUUCCUUUUGUUUGCCCCUGGACUUGUUCGCUUACUACCCGCAGGGACUUGGGUGCCCUUGCAGGGGCGGCGUUUGAACGUGGACCUUUGCUUGAGGGCUUGAAGUUUGGUCUUCGGUCCCUGGCGCUGAAGCCAUGGUUGCGAACGAAUCAGACCACACAUGGCAAUGUCCGUGACUACACUUUACCCUGGUUUUCAACCGGAAUAUCAAGGAAGCGGAACUAGAUGCCUGUUAGACGGGGCCGGCAGCUGCCACAUGGGCCUAUCGUUGCCUUGAUUCACACACCUUCCAGAAAGCGAAAGGGAUUUCAGCAGCCCUCAUGUCACCAUUCACAAAUUUCGGGGACACGACGCAAGGAACAGACUCUGCAACCUGGAUGAAGGAUCAACCGGUCUUCGUUCAUCAAGGGACCAGGCCAUCAGCAGCCCUGGUACAGGGUCCCUCAGGGCAGCCUGCAGGACCCGCGGAUGCGAUGUCCUCCCUCGUCCUUUUUUAGGUCCCUUGCGCUGUUCGGCUGUGCAUGCCCAGGUAUUACAUGUGUACCAGUCCCGCUAGUGGAAGCAGGGGCAGGGGUUCUCUGCUGCUCUGUCUGAACCACUCAUGCUGGCGCCUGGGCAGGACGGCGCGCUACACAGAGGGUUCCUGGCCUGGCCAGGCCAGAUAACAAAACUCAUGUCCCGACUAGGACGUUGGUUGUUCUGUUGUGUUCCCAAUUUGGUUGUCGGCCUUUACCGCUACUUGUCGUGGCAACAGAACAAGUUGACACCAAAGGCUCUGAUUGCCUAACUUUUGCCGAACCUUUUGAUCUCUACUCUAUGGUCAUGCAUAUUGGACACAGGCCCAGACCUGCAGAUCUGCAAGAUGAGGAUGAAAACAUAGCCAUUGUCUGUGUCUGUGGUCCAUAAAUAGCGACGUUUCGUCUUUGGGAGUCAGGCGAGCACGCCUCCCGCACGCCUCCCGAACCUCUAGUCUGGUUGUUUGCAUAUUUACGACUCGUUGCAUGACGGUGAAAAUAGCAACAUCAGGUAAGUGGCGAUCUUUCCAACCUCAAUUCAUGUGAGUCCUACCAAGACCGGUGAGACAAGGGCGAGUGCGAAUUUAGAUGUCGUGUGUUAUUUUUGACGCUGCCACCGACUGUGCAAAGGGCAGUGGCAACAACGAGCCUCUCUUCAUGUCCUCGAACAGGCCAUUGAUCGCAUCAAGAUCGAAGCCUUGGACGACGCGGGAGACAACGGGCCUAGCCUUUCUCGAUUUGACGAAGUCCACCAUGUCCUUGAACUCCUUUCUCGAACCCAUCGUCGAACCCUUGACUUCGAUGUUUUUCAAGACUGCUUGCAUCAAGAAGGGCAUCUUGGGUCCGGUAGUCAUGCCGUAGAUUGCAAUCACACCGCCAGCCUAGAAUUGAGUCGCUGUCAGUUAUUGAACUCGGAAUGAAAGCAACUCGCGCAGCCGGAAGAAAGAGCAGUUCCGUGGCCGAGAGAGGAGUGAGCUCAGCCUUACCUUGAGCAACUUGGAACCCUUCUCGACGACGUCACCGCCAGCGCCGUCGACAAUGGCAUCGAUUUUCUUGUUUUCUGCGGGCAACAUGGCCAACAACUUCUUCUCCCAGCCGUCCUCUUUGUAGCUGACACCACCCUUGGCACCCAAGCCGACAGCCUGCUUGAUCUUCUCCUGACUUCCACUCGUGACCCAAACGUUGGCGCCCGCGGCUCUGGCGAACUCCAAGGCCAUCAAAGCCACGCCGCCACCAAUACCGGUGAUCAGAAUGUUCCUGCCCGGCUGCAAAUUGUGAGGGCCGCAUUUUGUCAUGACGGCGCGCCAAGCGGUGAGACCGGUUAAUGGCAGCGCGGCGGCUUCCACGGCCGUCAAAUGUUCGGGUGCUUCCUCCAAUUCUGACUCGUCGACGACAAAGUACUCCUGCAACGUGCCGUUGGGGAUCGUCUUGGUGCCACCCAGAAUCUUGUAUCCGUCCUUGUCCUCGGGCCCUUCGGGGCUAUCUUUCCAUCCGGUGCCUGGGUUCACCACCACUCUCUUCCCUUUCCAUUUCGCGUCUGCUUGGCUGCCGACCGCGACCACGGUGCCACAGCCGUCUGCGAGGAGUGGGAUCCCGAAUGCCAUUCCCGGGUACAGAUGUUGACGGAUGAAGAGGUCGCGGUGGUUCAAGGCCGCGGCAUGGAUCUUGACCACCACUUGUUUUCCCGUCGCCGAGGGCUUGGGCACUUCGUCGAGCGAGAGCGGGUAGUACACCUGGCCGGGCUUGCCGUCAAUCUUGGAAAUCGAGACUGCUUUGGGCAUUGUGAACGUCGUAGACCGUAGAGAUGGUAGGAUUGAUUGAUGGUGGAACGGCUCAAACAAUGGUUGGACCUAACGAGACCUGACUGCGCCGGUGGACGGCUGACGGUGUUAUACGGUUACACUGUCCGUGGACUGUUCUGAUGCAGUCUCAGUAACAGCACAGGUGCUGCGUUGGGGCCCGAGACUUGAAUGUAUGGUUUUUGUUGGUGUUGGAGUCGCGAACUUGAUUGUCUGCGUUGCGGUCGCACUGGAGGGCGGGAUAAUAUAAUUUCGCGGGGUUACUGAUGUUGGGGCUCCCGUCGAUUUUGGCGGCAACGUCCGUCACUUUCAGUGAUGCACUCUACCACUCUGUCGAAACGGGGUCUGCGGAUGUACACAGUAAGAGCCAAAGGUUUGAUGAUAUUGAUACUAUAUUAUUGUACAAAGUUAUUAGAGUGGUGGGUGUGGAUGGUUUAUGACUUUUGUAGCCAUGCUGACAAAAACACAAAACAGCCCUGACGACAUCCCGA